UUGCAAUAGAUCACAAGAGAGCGGGGAAACCCGACACUGAUCGUAAGUAUAAAUCAUCGAUCGACAAUCGAUCCGCUUAUCAGUCCUGUGCAAAAUGUGGCAUCGAGGAGUUUUUCUGACGAUCGGAUUCGUUGCGGUAGCAGUUGUCCACAGCCAGAAUCCCGUACCAUGUAGCAUAAAACCUCGGCUGCCCGGCCAGUGCGUUCCGGAGAACCAGUGCCCCCAUGUGGCAAUCAAGAGUGCUCAGGAACGUCAAGCUCUGAAGUGCAACCUGGGAUCAGCUCAAGGAGUUUGCUGUCAACCGGAUAAGGUUUUCGAGCUUGAUUUUUCCCAAUGUGGCUACGGUGGAGGCUAUCGAGCAGGUUUGAGCAUUGCGGAAGUCACUGAAGUGCCUUGGAUAGCUAUUUUGUUGUAUCGGGAUGCUAAAAGCAACAAGUUCGUUGAGGAUCAGUGCCUUGGGGCGUUAAUCAGCAAUCAAUACGUGCUGACAACGGCGCGCUGCUUGAACAACGGGAAAAAACUAGCGUCUGUUCGAUUGGGAGAGUUGAAGAAAAGUACCUCGAAAGACUGCGGCAAGAUCAUAAAGGGAAGCUACGAAUGUACCGAGACGAUCGAUGUGCCCGUAGAAUCGACGGUCAUCCACGAAGGACACCGAUCCGGAAGUGACCUGGGUCUGAUAAGGCUCACGCGAAAAGUCGAAAACUCCAAAGCUGUUCGCCCUAUCUGUCUUCCGAUCCAACAGAAUCCGGACAAACCUUUCGGUUACAACUUCUUCGAGGUGGCCAGUUGGUACGGAAAUUCGGACGAUUUGCGCAAAGAACCUCUCGCUGGAAUGGGAACAACCGAAUGUCAAUCGAAGGUACGCGGCCUGGGGAUUUCCGUCGAUAGCGAGAAACAUCUGUGCACCCGGAUAACCAAUGGAAGGUGUGCCCUGACCGAAUCGGGAACUCCGGUAUAUCAAAUGGCCGACAUGGGCCCGCACAACUUGCGCUGGGUACUGUACGGAAUUGGCUCUCUGGAUACUUCCAAAUGCAGUGCCCGUGUCCCUACCGAUGGUCCGCUUCUGUCCGCGAAGGUUGAACAUUUUGUUCCGUGGAUUUUGGAGAAUAUGAAGUCCUAAGCUUGACUAGGGCGGAUUCGAAAAGAUUUGUGUCUUUAUAAACAAAACGACCGAAAUUAAAAAAAAUUAAAUAAAAUAAAUUUAAAGGAUUUCUUUUUAUUAA
Messenger RNA from Uranotaenia lowii, 1223 nucleotides. Its product is annotated as spaetzle-processing enzyme-like. Gene Ontology annotation, biological process: proteolysis. The record is from RefSeq and is a predicted model, not a curated record. Gene Ontology annotation, molecular function: serine-type endopeptidase activity. Lineage: Eukaryota; Metazoa; Arthropoda; Insecta; Diptera; Culicidae. The transcript is spliced from 3 exons. The coding region runs from base 95 to 1120 and encodes 341 amino acids.